AUGGCCCCGAAGAAAGCCCCUCGUGCGCCUCAGGAGAACAUCUCCCUGGGCCCUCAGGUCCGGGAGGGCGAGCUCGUCUUUGGCGUUGCCCGCAUCUUCGCCAGCUUUAACGACACCUUCGUCCAUGUGACCGAUCUCAGCGGCCGCGAAACCAUCUGCCGUGUCACCGGUGGUAUGAAGGUCAAGGCCGACCGUGACGAGUCUUCUCCCUACGCCGCCAUGUUGGCUGCCCAGGACGUUGCGGCUCGCUGCAAGGAGCUUGGCAUUACUGCCCUUCACAUCAAGAUCCGUGCCACUGGUGGCAAUGGUACCAAGACCCCUGGCCCCGGCGCUCAGUCUGCCCUCCGCGCCCUGGCCCGGUCCGGCAUGAAGAUUGGCCGCAUUGAGGAUGUUACCCCUACCCCCUCCGACUCGACUCGUCGCAAGGGUGGUCGUCGUGGUCGCCGUCUCUGAAUUGGAGCGCGGUGGCUGCGUUGUCUCUGGGAAAGGACCGGGUUCUCGUUUGGGGGUUUUUGCUGUGGCGUUGACAACUACGAGGAGAACGGCCUUAGAUUGCCUGGUCUCCAUAUCCUGGCGCUUGUCACAUGUUGCUUAUGGCACACCUGCAGCAGAUUGAAAAUAGAGAAUCAAGGGAUGGAGCUACGAAAGUAGCCCUGAACCAACGCUGCCUUGCGUCUAGGUCAUCAGCGACCCCCAACGAUGGGUUCUCUCCAAAACGCACUGGUAUCAUGAAGUCCAUCUGUACUCUCCAGCUGCCCCGGUGAGUCGUGACUCUUAUGCCUCCAUGAACUUCCUUUUACGAUUGCCGCACGUCCAUAUCAUUACAUAGCCCCGCAUUACACAAGCUCGCAGUCCAAAUAGGGGUUUCUUGGUAC
Messenger RNA from Canariomyces notabilis, 875 nucleotides. RefSeq lists its product as uncharacterized. Gene Ontology annotation, biological process: ribosomal small subunit assembly; translation. Gene Ontology annotation, cellular component: cytosolic small ribosomal subunit; ribosome. The transcript is spliced from 4 exons. NCBI's taxonomy places the organism in Eukaryota, Fungi, Ascomycota, Sordariomycetes, Sordariales, Chaetomiaceae. Bases 1 to 453 code for a protein of 150 amino acids. Gene Ontology annotation, molecular function: structural constituent of ribosome. The record is from RefSeq and is a predicted model, not a curated record.